Molecule: messenger RNA, 861 nt
Organism: Trypanosoma grayi
Lineage: Eukaryota; Euglenozoa; Kinetoplastea; Trypanosomatida; Trypanosomatidae
Product: nicotinamide mononucleotide adenylyltransferase
Exons: 1
Coding region: 1-861 (286 amino acids)
Biological process (GO): NAD+ biosynthetic process
Molecular function (GO): nicotinate-nucleotide adenylyltransferase activity; nicotinamide-nucleotide adenylyltransferase activity
Source: RefSeq, a predicted model, not a curated record
AUGAGGGACGAAACGGUCUCCUCUUACAGUUUCUGUGGGGCCAAACUAACCCCGUGGUGCGAGAUUGACGUGUCGAAGGUGAGGCGUCUUCUGCUCAUAGCGAUGUGCGGCUCCUUCAACCCCAUCCAUGAGGCACACACCGCCAUGUACGACGCGGCAUGGAACGCGCUGAUGCGAGAAACGGACGGGACUCUAGCAGCGGAGGCGGUGGUGGGCGGCUUUGUGUCGCCUGUGAAUGACGGCUAUGGCAAGGAAUGUCUCCGCCCAUUCGCGGAGCGGGCGGCGAUGUGUGCUGCGUCGCUGGCCGGGCACCCGUCACUCUCUGUGGACGAGUGGGAGGGGCGCCAGCCGACAUACGUGCGGACGUUCUGCGUGCUUGACCACCUGCAGCGGGCGGCGCAGAAGUGGUACGAGGACGACGCGGGGCCGAGCGAGGCGCAGCGGGCGUGGGUGCGGCAGAAUCCUGUGCGUGUCGUCUUCGUCUGCGGCAGCGAUCUCUUUGCGUCUUUUCUGCGGCCCGGCUGCUGGCCGCUGGGGCUUCUCAAGCGACUGCUGGACAGCUUUGACGUGCUUGUUGUGCGACGUGUGGGGUCGCCAGGAUGUGCGGCGAUACUGCGUCAGAGCGACCCGGUUUUACAGGAGCGCGUGCAGGAGGUGGACGGUAGCACGACGCUGCUGACGCUGGACCUGAGCGUUUACCACUUUAAGGAGGCAGAUCUCUACGAUAACCCCAUCUCCUCCACCACGAUACGCGACCUGCUGGCUGCUGAUCCUGCAGCAAACUUGAGAGGCCUCGUUCCCGCCAGUGGCGAGGCGCUUAUUCGUGCGUGCUACACCGGUGGCGUCUCCUUGUCGCCGUGA